Messenger RNA from Hemibagrus wyckioides, 1103 nucleotides. Its product is annotated as CD209 antigen-like protein E. The coding region runs from base 1 to 912 and encodes 303 amino acids. Lineage: Eukaryota; Metazoa; Chordata; Actinopteri; Siluriformes; Bagridae. The transcript is spliced from 5 exons. The record is from RefSeq and is a predicted model, not a curated record.
AUGGAGAUGAAGGAAGAGAUUUAUGCAAAUGCAGAAGUUGCAGCUGAUUCCAGUGACAGCGAGCAUUCGUAUGAAGAUGUUUAUGUGACUGAGGACAAUUUGCAGACCCAGAGGGCUGGAAGCUUCAAGCAGUCUGAGAGCUCAGGAGGAGAGACUACAAGAAUCAGAGGUUACAGACUGACUGCAGUGUGUUUGCUCCUGCUGUGUGUUCUCCUGCUGACUGCCAUCACAGUGCUGUGGAUCAAAUUCAACAUCCUUAGUACAGACAAAACCAAGUUGGAGACCAGUCACAACAACCUGACUAAAGAGAGAGACCAGUUACAGACCAGUUACAACACCCUGACUAAAGAGAGAGACCAGUUACAGACCAGUUACAACACCCUGACUAAAGAGAGAGACCAGUUACAGAGCAGUUACAACACCCUGACUAAAGAGAGAGACCAGUUACAGACCAGUUACAACACCCUGACUAAAGAGAGAGACCAGUUACAGAGGGAGAGAGAGGAACUCGAGAGGUUUUCUAAUAAACUGGGAUGGAUAUAUUUCAGCUCGAGUAUUUACUUAAUGUCUAAUGAAGGUAAGACCUGGACUGAGAGCAGACAGGACUGCAGAGGGAGAGGAGCAGACCUGGUGAUCAUAAACAACAAAGAGGAGCAGGAGUUUAUCAGUAAAUUACUGGGCACAAGAAAGGCUUGGAUUGGUCUGAAUGACAGAGACAAAGAGGAAGUGUGGAAGUGGGUGGAUAAUAAACCACUGAGCACUGGGUAUUGGGGACGUGGUGAAUCCAACAGUAAAGUAGGAGAUGAGGACUGUGUUCUAACAGGUGACAGGUCUGAUCCUGUCUGGAACUGGGCUGAUUAUCCCUGUGAUGAUAAGUUUAUCUGGAUCUGUGAGAAGAAAAUCUUUAACUGAAAUUCUGUGUGUAUGAAAAGCAAUGAACUGAAUUUAUAAGGUUAUCUGUGUAGCGCUGUGUCUGAAAAAUCCGCAUUACUAUUUUUAACUCUGUAACCUUCAAGGUGUUGCUUACUUUUCUUUGGGUGCCUAUUUUCCCAUUCAGGUUUGUUUCAGGGAAAGGAACACCUGAACAGAAAAAGAAUAAAGUG